AUGGCUCUAAGCAGCGAGUCAUCAUACAUGAUGUCGGUGCUGUGGGGGUUGACAGCAGUUGUGCUGGUGUUUCUCGUGCUACGCGCCUACACUCGCAUCGUCUGCGUGGCUUCCUAUGGCAUUGACGACCACUUUUAUGCUCUGACAUGCGUCCUGGCGGUAGCCUUCAGCUCCAUCAUGCAAGUGGCAGCCGAGCACGGAUACGGGCAGACUAACCUCGACCCCGACACCCGGGCCAAUUCCAGCUUCUGGCGGACGCUGGGUCAGACCUUUUCCCUCGUGGCCACUGGGACGUCCAAGGCGUCGGUCGGGCUCUUCCUGUUGCGCCUCACCGUUGUCAGGUGGCAGAGGAUCACCAUAUAUAUCCUCAUCGUCUUUAUGAUGACGGCCGGUAUUUUGGCCGCCAUAUUCACCUGGGCCGCAUGUCGACCAUUUGCCUAUACCUGGGACGACCGGAUUGAAGGCGGCACUUGUAUCAAUACUGUCCCGUUAUCCAUGAUUCUUGCGAUGGGAACAAUUGGCGUCGACAUCUUCUUUGCCGUUUUGCCAUGGAUAUUCAUUUGGAAGUUGAACGCACCUCGUCGUGAAAAGGUCAUUAUCGCAGGCAGUUUGAGUCUGGGCAUCUUUGCUGCCGUUGCUGGCGCCAAGCGCAUCAUGGAAGUAAAGGGCGUGCGCGACGUUCCCGUCGGCGUCAUUGUCUGGUCACAGACGGAAACGGCCGUCACCCUCAUUUGUGUGGGCAUUCCCGUGUGUCGACCGCUCCUGGCCCAGGUCAUGAAAAAGUACGGCUCGACGCGCCCCAGCAAGCGGUCCAAUACCCCAUCCAACGACAAUGCUCCCCAACCCAUGGGCCUGCACACCUUUGGUGGGAGUCCCAUGGUUCCGGGGGCACGUGGGAUGCAGAGGAGGAGGGAUAUCGUGUCGAGUCUCUUCUCGAGACUGGCGCCCUCUACCGGGGUAUUCUCGAGAGCGGCUCCAUCGACGACGGUCAGGGCCGCUGGUGACAAUCACCCCAUGGGCGACGGGCAGAGCGAGCAAGCCAUUAUAAGCAGCCACGAAAUGACGGACAGCAAGGACGACGAGGAGCGAAAGGAUUCCGGCGCCGAGACCGAAGAGGGACCGGCAGGAGAGCAGCAGCACAAGCUGGCCCGGGAGUGCACCCGUUCUUGGAUCAUGGGCGAGUCCAUUAACUGCAACGAGGUCACCAGCCAGAUGAGUCCGGACGCAGUGCACAAGGACGAUAUCAUCAUGACCACGAGGUCGUAUGAGGUGAAGAGGGGGCAGUCGCCACCUGUUUGA
Molecule: messenger RNA, 1299 nt
Organism: Pestalotiopsis fici W106-1
Lineage: Eukaryota; Fungi; Ascomycota; Sordariomycetes; Amphisphaeriales; Sporocadaceae
Exons: 5
Coding region: 1-1299 (432 amino acids)
Source: RefSeq, a predicted model, not a curated record